UCGGCGUCAUCAUCUUCACAAUCCAAGCCCUUGUUCCUGUGUUAUCCCUAUGUCACCCACAUGCUCGUCAAAGGCAACUUCAAAACCAUCAUCGAGUUACCCAAAUAUGUCGAUGUCAACGAAUGGCUCGCAUUCAACACGUUCGAGUUCUUCAAUUACCUCAACUUAUUCUACAGCUCCAUUACGGAUUUCUGCACAACACAGUCAUGUCCUAACAUGUCAGGCGGGCCAGGUGUGGAAUAUACAUGGACGGAUAGUCAAUCCAAGAAAAUCAAGCUACCGGCACCGCAAUACAUUGAUUACAUGGCAACAAGCAUAGAGAACCUGCUCAAUGACGAAUCCAUUUUUCCUACCAAAGCAGGUCGAGAUUUUCCACGCGAUUUCCCGGUGAUUGUGAAGCGAGUGUUUGGACAAUUAUUGCGAUUGUUUGCUCACAUCUAUCAUCAUCAUUUCGAUAAGGUGUUAUCGCUCAACGAGGAAGCGCAUUACAACUCUCUUUUCGCCCACUUUAUAUCCUUUGCCAGAGAAUUCGAUUUACUAGACAAGAAAGAAACGCAA
This is a messenger RNA of Radiomyces spectabilis, 558 nucleotides long. Its product is annotated as Mob1/phocein. Gene Ontology annotation, molecular function: protein kinase activator activity. NCBI's taxonomy places the organism in Eukaryota, Fungi, Mucoromycota, Mucoromycetes, Mucorales, Radiomycetaceae. The transcript has 4 exons. The record is from RefSeq and is a predicted model, not a curated record. Gene Ontology annotation, cellular component: nucleus; cytoplasm. Gene Ontology annotation, biological process: positive regulation of protein phosphorylation; cell division; signal transduction. The annotation marks the transcript as partial.